AUGGAUUGUCUUCUUUCUUCUAAAUUAGGACUCAAUGAUGUCGCUGACAAGUUGCCUGGUAAAAGGGUACUGAUGAGAGUCGAUUACAACGUACCAAUGAGAGAUGGAGUUAUUAAGGAUCUUACAAGAGUAAAGGCAACUAUUCCAACUAUCAAGUUUUUACUUGAAAAUGGAGUUCACUCCGUUGUUUUGAUGUCACAUUGUGGCAGACCAAACGGAAGGAAAGUACCAAGGCACUCACUGUGCCCAGUUGUUGGACCGCUGUCAUCACUUCUUGGUAUGCAGGUUAAAUUUCUAAAUGACUGUGUUGGACCGGAAGUGGAAAAAGAGUGUAGCAACCCAACUAAAGGCUCUGUAAUUCUUCUAGAAAACCUCAGGUUCCACCCUGAAGAGGAGGGAGAAUUGGAUGGAGCUAAGGUAGAUGAUGUUAGGGUCCAAAGGUUCCGUGAGUCACUUACCAAGUUGGGUGAUGUGUACGUAAACGACGCAUUUGGUACAGCACACAGAGCCCAUAGCUCAAUGGUAGGAGUUAACCUACCUUUAAGAGUGGCAGGGUUCUUGAUGAAGAAGGAGUUGGACUACUUUGCAAAGGCACUUGAAAACCCUCAGAAGCCUUUCCUAGCAAUACUAGGAGGAGCGAAGGUAAAGGAUAAGGUCAAACUCAUCUUAGCAUUACUGGAAAAGAUUGAUGUCCUCAUAAUAGGAGGAGGAAUGGCAUAUACCUUUAAGAAAGUACUUGACAAUAUGCCAAUUGGAACCUCACUCUUUGACAGUGAUAGUGUCCACUUGGUCAAGGAAAUUUCAGAAAAAGCCAAGGAAAAAGGUGUAAAACUACUCCUUCCCUGUGAUUUUGUAGUUACAACAACUUUUUCGAACGAUGGACCGAUAAAAUUGGCAUCGGAAACGCAAGGAGUACCAGAUGGUUGGAUGGGCCUGGACUGUGGGCCGAAAUCAGUAGAAAAAUUCUCAGAGCCAGUUUUAACAGCAAAGACAAUAGUAUGGAACGGCCCACUUGGAGUUUUCGAGUUACCAAACUUCUCAAAGGGAAGUAACGAAGUUCUAGAUCUGGUUGUGAAGGCAACUGAAAAGGGCGCUACGUCGAUCAUCGGAGGUGGUGACACAGCUUCAUUAGCAGAAUCUACUGGAAAAGCUCCCAAAUUAAGCCAUGUUUCUACGGGCGGAGGAGCGUCACUGGAACUCCUGGAAGGAAAACAACUACCAGGGGUUGUAUAUCUAACUAAUCGUUAA
Theileria parva strain Muguga is the source of this 1248-nucleotide messenger RNA. It is a transcript of the gene PGK, whose product is annotated as Phosphoglycerate kinase 1. The record is from RefSeq and is a predicted model, not a curated record. The transcript is spliced from 2 exons. NCBI's taxonomy places the organism in Eukaryota, Apicomplexa, Aconoidasida, Piroplasmida, Theileriidae. Gene Ontology annotation, molecular function: ADP binding; phosphoglycerate kinase activity; ATP binding. The coding region runs from base 1 to 1248 and encodes 415 amino acids. Gene Ontology annotation, biological process: gluconeogenesis; glycolytic process. Gene Ontology annotation, cellular component: cytosol.